AUAGAACAAUACUUUAAUGCAAACAUGUUCAACUGAAUUGAUUAAUGAUCUCUCAUCACACACUGUGCAUUAACGCGUGUGUACGGACAGAGAUGAAACUGAGCCGGCAGCAGGCGCCGCCUCUCGGGGAAACCUCCCACCAAUGGAGUCGCUCUUGAGGCGGGACGACGUGUCGGCAACAGGUUGCACUGGUACCGGGGUGGCGGGGAAGAGGGAGGGGAGGAAGAGGAGGAGGGAAAUUUCCCGAUGUCCUCCUCACUUCAUUGAGUAACAUCUUCCUCAUCCCACAGACAGUACGGAGCUGCCGUGAGGACUGACACAGGAGGGAGGAACCGUUCUGGAUCCGGAUCAUCUUUUACAGGUGUAGCAGAGCUGUUUGCACAGAAACCAGGAAGUCAACAUGAGCACUCUCUCCACUGACAGGAAGCCUCUUGUGGAUUAUGGCGUUCAGAUCCGCUUCAUCAAAGAUCUGCAUGACACAGGUGGAGGUUAUCCUGAUAAAUCCAAAGUAAACAACACCUUGACACCUCCUACCAAUAAGUAUGGGGUGGCUGUGCGGGUUCAGGGAAUCUCUGGGCAUCCUUACGUGGUCCUGAAAGAUGGCGAGAAAGGUGACUCUUAUGGAGUUCAGCUAAACAGUCCCACCCCCAGCUCAGGGCAACCUUCACCUUCCAACAGCCUCCCAAGAAUAAAUAAAGAACCAACAGAAAUCACAAACCCCUACAGCUCUGCUAAAAACUCAGCUCGCUCCCCUGUUUCUGCAGGAGAAGAUGAGGAUGGGGAGAUUUUUGGGAGCCCUCUAAAAAGACCCCCAGGGGACGGUCAAGCAGGAACACAAGUGGAGGAGGAGGGUGGUGCUGGACGAGAAAGACAGGCAGAGAGGCAGAAAGCCGAACCCCAACUCAAAGCAACAGCCAGCGAAGCAGAGAAAAACUCAGAUUGGACUACUGAGGAAAAGUAUAACGAAGCAGGACUGAAACCUGUAAAAUUAAAUGGUGUGGGACCCAAAGGGGCCAAGCAAACUGGCUCUGGUUUCACUGCUUCUUUGGGGCGAUACAGUGGGAAAAACCUGAGGAAAGAUACCCCUACUCAGUCAGAACCACCAGCAUCAACUAAUGAUGUCCCCGUCCCAGAAAUCGACACCAACUCCCUGGCUCCCAUCAACAAGCUCAUCAGUAAGUUCAACAGCGCGACGCCAGGCAGUGCCCCACAGGCAAGAGGCCGCUCCGGAGCAAGGCAGCGGCUCAGGUUCGACGAGCGCAGGAGAUCCAGAAGUCUUGAUGCGAGAAAAGAUGUUCAGCCCGAGGUCUCCCUUCCCUCUCCCCCUUCCCCGACAUUGAAUCCCUACGCCGUUCCUCUGUCUACCUCCUCCAAUUUGUUGACGUCAUCUGCCCCAGCGAGCGGCAGCCUGGGAAGAAGUCCUGCAUCAGUUGCCAAGGUGACAACACUCGAGGCGCCCAAGCCGAGCUUUAAGUCACCACGGACGUUUGUUGCCAAGGACACCACUCCAGCUGUGGCAAAGAAGCCUGAGAUACCUCCAAGGACUCUGAAUCAAAGCAAAGAGGUCAUCAAUGGGGAGGAAGCUCAAGUUAAGCAAGCUAUUUUCAACAUCCUUAAAGAAGGCACCAGUGAGAGUGAAGGAUCCCUCAAAAGAAAGGUCAACCUCGUCUAUGAGACAACCGGCAGAUUUAAGACUGGAGGAUCUGUUGGGAGCUUUAAAAAGGGGAACCUCGAGGAGCUUCAGGAGCAACUCAGUCGCUGCAAGAAAGACCUGCAGAAUGCCCAUGAUGAACUUGCUGAGGAGCGUAUGUCCAGAGAGAUGGCGGAGUGCCGUCUGCGCCUACAGGAGGAUCAGCUGGCUGAGCUUCAGGAGGAGCUGAGGAGGGUUUCAGAAAACUCACCUGGCUCUGAGUCACUGCAGAUGGAUGUGGUGAACCUGCAGGCUGAUCUGGCCGAGGCCACCAUGCUACGUCAGCGCCAGGAGGAUACCCUACACAUGCGGGAACGGGAGCUGACGGCUCUGAAGGGGGCACUGAAAGAAGAAGUGGAGUGCCAUGACAGAGAGAUGGAGGCCCUGAGGGAGCAGUAUGGCCAGGACAUGGAGAGCCUGAGAAGGACCCUGGAGCAGGUCACAGAGUCCCAGGACCAGAUAGAAGAGGAGAGGCAGAGGGUGAACCUCUCCAUACAGAGCCUGGAGGAUGAGCUGGAGAGCUCCAGGGAUCAAGGGGAGCAGUGGAAGAUGCAGCUGGAAGCCACCACGCAGGAGCUGCACAGCACCACGGAGGAGAGCAGGGAGCACGUCAGCAGUCGAAUGUUGCUGAAAUCCCGUUUGGAGAAGGAGGAAUUCGAAGGCGAGCUGAAGGAUCUUCAGGAUUCGCUGCUCGCCAUGAAGAAACAAAUGCCUGCGCUUAACGAUAACCGCUCCACAGCAGAGGAGCUCCAGCGUUGCCAUGAUGAUCUCAAGCGGGCACGCGCAGAUCUGAACAAACAAAAGGCCGAGUUAGACGAGAAGAGGGAGGCACUUCAGGCCCUGAAGAAAGCGAACGAGGAGAAAGAGGCCGAGCUACUGUCUGAGAUCAGCAGGUUGAAGGAGCAGUCGCAGAAAGACAAGGCCGAGCUGGAAAGGGAGCUGGAGAAAGCGAAGGAGUCACCAGUUGGGUCUAUAGGAAAGACUGUGGUGGACCACAGCACCAGCAUGGAGCUCCAGGAAGCGAACACUCGGCUCAGAGAGAGACUGUCCCGCAUGACGAGGCUUCACUCCAACAUGCCUCGGACCUCAGACACCGAGGAGGCAGUAGAAGCUCUGGAGAAUGAGAACCGCUCCCUGAAGACUCAGCUGGAGGAGGCCAAGAGAGGAACCACCCGCCUGAGCAAGGAGAGGGACGAGCUGUCCCGGCGGCUGGAAGAGAGGGACCUGGAGAGGGAGGCACUAAGGAGGGGCAAGAGUGACCUGGAGGAGCAGAAGAGGCUGCUGGACCGAGCCCUGGAGAAGAUUAACAAAGAGAUGGAGGUGAUGAUGGGAGAUUCCCGUCAGUCGGUGGCCGCCCUGCAAACACAGCUGGACGACUACAGGGAGCGCUCGAGGAAGGAUCUGCUGGAAGCGCAGCGCAACAGCAAGGACAGGCUGGCUGAGCUGCAGAGGGCUCAGAGCAACCUCAAGGUCCAGCAGGAUGAGGUUUCCCGCCUGAAGAAGGAGCUGCUGGUGUGCAGUGAAGAGAGAGACAGCGCCCAGUUGGAGAGAGACCUCCUCAACAACCGUCUCAAACACUUCGAGAGCGAACUUGAAACGGAGAAGAGCACCUACACCGACCGCACCAGGGAAAUCAGAGGCCUGGAGGAUAAGAUUAAGACACUAGAGAUUGAACUGGAUGAGGAGAGGAGCAGCGUGGAGCUUCAGAACGACCGUAUUGCACGUAGCAGAGAUCAGGUGGACCAGCUUCGUUCAGAGCUGAUGCAGGAACGCUCGGCAAGACAUGACCUGGAAAUGGACAAGAGCGCGCUCGAGAGACAGAUGAAGGAGCUGAAGUCUCGUGUGGCAGACAUGGAGGGACAGGCUCGGCCCACAGCUGGAAUAACCCUGCUGGAAAACAAAAUUCAAGAGUUGGAGGAGAGACUACACAGUGAAGAAAGAGAGAAGACCAGCAUCCAGGCUUCUCAGCGACGAAUGGAGAGAAAGCUGAAGGACCUGAACGCCACGUUAGACCAGGAGAGAAGCCAGCACAUCGAGCAGAGGGAUCAGCUGUCUCUGCGCGUGAAGGCCCUGAAACGGCAGGUGGACGAGAGCGAGGGGGAGGUGGAGCGCUUGGAGGGAGUCCGCCGGAAGGUUCUCAGAGAUUUGGAGGAGCAGCAGGAGCUCCAGGAGGCACUGCAUGCCAAAGUCACCUCGCUGGAGACUGAACUAAAGCGGAAGUCGCAGCAGACACAUCGUACAGCUCUGGGCUCCUCCACUUUAAGCUCCGAGGAUGAGGACGGUUUCUAUGACACCAACAUGUCCUCCAUCCUGAACGAGGGCCACCUACAGACCACCAACUGCUGAAGGAACAUGGCGGCGUGAAUAAAGAGAGCUAUAAAAAGAUUUUCUCUCUCCCCCUGUCUCUCUCUCUCUCCCUCUCCAGUGCAAACACUUGUAAGAUUUUGUCAGAGAAAGGUACUCAGGGCAUCAAGGAUUCGCUUGUGUGAAGAACUCGGUUGCCAUGCACUACACAUAUGCCUUGCAGUUGUUCUUGGGUUUUAUUUUUAGCAUGGGCAGUCCAGCAGAGACAGGUUGUCAGGAUAAUUAGAUUGCAUUUUGGAGCCUUCAGCCGUGAUUAUGAUCGCUUCAGUACUGUCCUGUUUUAUCAUUUAUGUUGACGAGAAGGUUAGAAGGCUCUUUGCUGUGUAUUCUUUGUGUUGACUGUACACUACUGUGGUAGCACAUGACUGUGGCAUGGUUUAUGAUCAGAGGUCAUACUGUAGACUUGAAAAUUCAAACGCUUUUUAAACCAAAAAAUAACUUGUAUAGUUUUUCUUAUUGUUCAAGUCUUCUCUCUGUGUUUCCUUAUGCAUGGUAAGUUACUUCUGUCAGUGUUGAUAGCAGCUCAAAGUGUUUCUUUGUGUAUUGAAAGUGAUCAUUUGUUUGUUUUUUUACCUUUUGAAUGUGACAAUAGCGGGCCAUUUAAAGUGAGCCUGUAUUUUUACACUGUAUUAGCUGUGCAUUCCUGUUACUCAAGACAAUCAAAUAUAUACGUACAGUAGCACUGUGUGUCCUCAGAGAUUUAUCCCCUCUCUCUAAAGUUUUCUACUUUAACAACCAUAUUUCUUAUGUGGUUUUAAUAUAUUAAUAUAUAAUAUACGUAGUCAGCUCGAUUCGUCUGCAUGUUUCCACUCAAAUGCCUUAAAAAUUAGCUUCAUGUCUUUAUUUUCACUUCACGUUGUCUCUGCAUGUCUUUUGUGUAUACACUGCUGCUCUAAUGAUUUGAAUAGUAUUUCAUAUGCUUGCCUGUGCUUGCAUCUCCUCUCUGUGUUUUCCUGCUGAAAGAAGAAUCAUUUGGAAGCGUUCCAUUUCUCUUUGUUGCACAUGAAUGUUUGUUUGAUUUUGAUCUCCUAAUGACAUUCUGAUGGUGUUAUUACAUUUUAAAACAUGUCACUUUUAAAAGUUCUAUUCGGGCAAUUGCAAGCAAGGAUGCUGUUAAAUAGAUUAUGUUUAUUGAGAUGCUGUGCAGAGCUUUGUAAGUCCCCAAAUUUUUGACAGAUAUUUUAAGUAAAAUUUUGGACUGUGUGUACAAUAAAAAGAGAUAUACUAUA
Molecule: messenger RNA, 5283 nt
Organism: Larimichthys crocea (large yellow croaker)
Lineage: Eukaryota; Metazoa; Chordata; Actinopteri; Sciaenidae
Gene: cgnb
Product: cingulin b
Exons: 21
Coding region: 401-4036 (1211 amino acids)
Biological process (GO): microtubule cytoskeleton organization
Cellular component (GO): bicellular tight junction; myosin complex
Molecular function (GO): microtubule binding
Source: RefSeq, a predicted model, not a curated record